Molecule: messenger RNA, 1119 nt
Organism: Canariomyces notabilis
Lineage: Eukaryota; Fungi; Ascomycota; Sordariomycetes; Sordariales; Chaetomiaceae
Product: cytochrome b5
Exons: 2
Coding region: 274-1119 (281 amino acids)
Cellular component (GO): membrane; endomembrane system
Source: RefSeq, a predicted model, not a curated record
CUUCAACGCAAGGCGCGAAGACAACGUUAUCCAAUCGGUGGCUGCCCGGAGUGGCUUACACUGCAGCACUGUCUCGGGUGCACCAUCCCACUUCAGCCUCGCAUGGCAUGACCGGGUAAACGGGUCAAACCUUAACAAAGCCAUCUGGCAACAUCAAUUAGAGUCUUAGACUGUCUUAUUAUUUCCCGUACUUUUUUCUGGUCCAUCCUUGCGACACCUUUUUCAUACCAACGCUUACAGUCUGAAUCGGCCAUUGCCUUCUCAAAUCCGACGAUGGCCAGUUCGGAGCCGUCAGUCCGGCGCCGCAAGCCAGAGCCAAAGGCGCCGAGGGCGGGCUCAGCAGAAGAAGCCGAGCAAGUCGAAUCGGAAGAAGAGAAGCAGCGAGUUGAGCCAAAGAAGGCUGUCGAGAGGGUGACCGCGAAAGACCGGCUCGCCGACGAUGAUAGCUACACGCGCGGCACCCUCCUGCUCGACAUCGUCCGCGUGCUCACUUUCCUCUUCGUCGCCUCGUGCGGGCUGAGCUACCUAAUCUCUGGCGGCGAGACGUUUUUCUGGGGCAUGUCCAACCCGCCCAAAUACAUGAAGCUGGACUGGUGGAAGAAGCAAUUCCGACCCCCCCUCUACCUCACCCCGGAAGAACUGGCAGCCUACGACGGCACCGACCCUUCCAAACCAAUCUACCUCGCCAUCAACUGGACCAUUUACGACGUGUCAUCCAACCCACGAACCUACGGUCCCGGGGGGUCGUACCAUUAUUUCGCGGGGUGCGACGCGGCGCGGGCGUACGUGACGGGGUGUUUUGCCGAGGACCGGACGCCGGACAUGCGCGGGGUGGAGGAGAUGUUUUUGCCGCUCGACGACCCGGCCGUGGACCGGCACUGGAGCAAGGAGGAGCUGGCCGAGAUGCGGGCGCGGGAGCGGGCCGAGGCUGAGAAGAAGGUGCACGAAGGCCUGCAGCACUGGGUCAAUUUCUUUAAGAACAAUCCCAAAUACGACAAGGUGGGCUACGUCAAACGGCCCGAAGGAUGGCCCGGCACGGAGCCCAGGAGGAAAUUAUGCGAGGCCGCGGCGAAGGGGAGGAAGCCGAGGACCAUCCCCGGCAAAGAAGGAGGUACUUGA